Messenger RNA from Orbicella faveolata, 769 nucleotides. RefSeq lists its product as uncharacterized. The record is from RefSeq and is a predicted model, not a curated record. NCBI's taxonomy places the organism in Eukaryota, Metazoa, Cnidaria, Anthozoa, Scleractinia, Merulinidae.
CCAUAAACUUUACCUCCAUAAUUAAGCGUCGACAUUUUUUAGCUACAUUCCAACAUGGUGUUUUCUUGGCCUGUUUUUGUCAGUGGACUUUUCUGCCACAUAGCUGUCCUCUGCACCGGAGACCUUAUCUACCAUCAGACCAUGACUCCAUUUUGGCUGGAGGCCCACGCCUCCUACAUUGACAGUGCUCGGACAACAACCAACGAGCAGAUCACAUUUAACGCAGGCUCAACUAAACACGCACUUCUUCUAAAAGUUCCCAUGAUUCCUCCUGGUGUGUUCAGACAUUCUACUCCGCUGACCAUUCAGAUAACAGUCGCCAACGAUGUCAGUAUUGGAGGAACAGAGGAGAGCGAUAACAGAUACGGUGUUUCGGAUGGUACCAAUUUCAUGGGCUUCCAUAUCCCCGAUAAAGCGAGCUAUGUCAACCGUCCUCCAUGCUAUGGGGUUGAAGGCCCUUCUGGUUCGAGUCUGCUCCAUUUAAGUUACAUAAACCGUGCUUCUCCCAGACCGAGCGACAAAUUCUAUCCUGGCCAGUUUGUCAUUACGCUCAAGAUGGAUGAACGCUGGGGAUCGUGUUAUACCGUACACGACGGAGGUUACACAAACUCUGGUGUUUUCAGCAGCCGACUGGUGCCUAGCAAGGGACUCACUUUAGAAGUUUACAAAGACGAGGCGGUCGAGAGAGUAGGGAUCAAGUAUAUCAAAGUGGCUAUCAUAGAAGAUGCUUAGAGCAAGAAACAUUUUGAAAUAAAGAUCACGCACUUCA